Peromyscus leucopus (white-footed mouse) is the source of this 917-nucleotide messenger RNA. Its product is annotated as keratin-associated protein 9-1-like. Bases 1 to 453 code for a protein of 150 amino acids. The record is from RefSeq and is a predicted model, not a curated record. NCBI's taxonomy places the organism in Eukaryota, Metazoa, Chordata, Mammalia, Rodentia, Cricetidae. The transcript has 2 exons. Gene Ontology annotation, cellular component: keratin filament.
AUGACCCUCUGCUGCUGCCCACCUUGCUGUCAGCCUAGCUGCUGCAGAAGCACAUGCUGCAAGACCACCUGUUGCAAGCCAACCUGUGUGAGCAUCUGCUGCAGCACACCCUGCUGCCAGCCCUGCUGCUGUGUGUCCAGCUGCUGCCCGCCCUGCUGCUGUAAGCCCAUCUGCUGCCAGCCCAGCUCCAUAAACAUCAGCUGUCAACCAGCUUGCUGUGAAACCAGUUGCUGCAAGAAUACCUGUUGCAAAACAAAUUGUGUGACCAUUGGUUGCAGCCCACCCUGCUGCCAACCCUGCUGCUGUGUGCCCACCUGCUGCCAGCCCUGCUUCUUACAACUCAGCUGCCAACCAACUUGCUGUGAAACCACCUGCCGCAAGACCACCUCUUUUAAACCAACCUGUGUGAGCAUCACCUGCAGCACACCCUGCUGCCAGCCCUGCUGCUGCUGACCAGCUCCACAAAGGAACAUCUGCACUGCCAUGCUCUGGGGAGAGCUGAUGUGACCUAGCAACACAAAGCCACAUCUCACCCUUGGCUGACCACCUUCAUGUUCUCACCAGGAAACCUGACCAAUGUAAAUCCCUACUUAAGUGUGAGAAAUGCUUUGAGAAAGGAUGGAGUCUUCCACCUUCCCUCUCCUCAUCUCCAAACAUUAUGGAAUUUGUUCCAUCUUCAUGGAGGACUGUUGUGAAGGUCUGGAAUCAGUUUAAAUCUGAGCCAAGAUCUUUAUAUCUCAUACCAAAUAACUUAACAAAAUACUUCCUCCAAAACAACUUUAUUUAAACACUUAUCUUCUGAACUCUGUUUUUUCCUGAAUUUUCCCAGAAUUUUGUGUACUAUUUUCUUUUUUCUGCUCACUUAUGAGUUGUAUCCUUGGAAGCAAGCAAUUUUAAUAAACCCUGUGCUAUCAUCA